Messenger RNA from Oncorhynchus masou masou (cherry salmon), 447 nucleotides. Its product is annotated as sodium channel subunit beta-1-like. Lineage: Eukaryota; Metazoa; Chordata; Actinopteri; Salmoniformes; Salmonidae. Gene Ontology annotation, molecular function: sodium channel inhibitor activity; transmembrane transporter binding. The transcript is spliced from 3 exons. Gene Ontology annotation, cellular component: voltage-gated sodium channel complex. The record is from RefSeq and is a predicted model, not a curated record. The coding region runs from base 1 to 447 and encodes 148 amino acids. Gene Ontology annotation, biological process: sodium ion transport; regulation of heart rate by cardiac conduction; cardiac muscle cell action potential involved in contraction.
AUGAACUCAUACUGUGUAGACGAGAGUCUCCUCUUACUCUGCCUCUGGCACCAUGAUCCCCUGGUUACCCGAGUGCUACAUUGGCAUGGGGGCUUUGCCGAGGUGGACUCCAUGACAGAGGCGGUGGCCGGGGAGAGCUUCCUCAUGGACUGCAUCUCCUGUAAGAGGAGAGAGGAGGUCCAGGCCCAAACCACGGUUGACUGGCACUUCAGAGCCACAGGAGAGGAGGAGUACAUCCGCAUAAGUAGGCCUACUACAUACACUCCCUCUCCUCUUCCUAUCCAAUCGGUGGUGUCAGAGAUCAUGAUGUACGUGCUGAUCGUGGUGCUGCAGCUGUGGAUGUUUGUGGUGCUGAUCCACUGCUACAACAAGAUCUGGGCUGAACACGAGGCGUGGGACGCCCGCAAAACCUUGAGGGCCCAAGAACUGGCCCUAAUAAACAAGUGA